AUGGCGUCGAUGAGCGAGUACAUUCAGCAGACAGAAGCUAGUGAUGGCAUUCGGUUUUCAUGGAAUACGUGGCCCGCGUCACGUCUUGAAGCUGCCCAACUUGUUGUUCCCAUCUCGUGUCUCUACACCCCUAUGAAGGAACGUGAAAAUCUUCCUCCCCUCAUGUACGAUCCUGUCGUUUGCACCCGAUGCCGUGGAAUUCUCAAUCCUUUUUGUCAGGUUGAUAUCCGUUCCAAAUGUUGGAACUGCUGCCUGUGCUCAUCGAGGAAUACUUUUCCUUCACAAUACGCUGGAAUGACGGAACAAAACCUACCCGCUGAACUUAUGCCUCAAUUCACUACGAUUGAGUAUACCAUAACGAAAGCGCCAGCACCGCCACCAGUGUUCCUCGUUGUCAUGGAUACUUGCCUCGAGGAAGCUGAAUUCAAUGCUUUAAAAAAUGCAAUCCAGCAGCUCUUUGCCACGCUGCCACCCAACUGCAUGAUUGGAUUAAUCACCUUCGGACGUAUGGUCCACAUUCACGAGUUGAACAGUGGUUCUAUCGCCAAGUCUUGGGUGUUUAAGGGUACAAAAGACUACACCGGCGAUCAGAUUCAAGGGAUGCUAGGGCUGGGCAGAAGCGGAGUCCCCGGCCGAAAUACCGGUCCACCUGCAACUCAAGUUACGCCUGGUGGUCUUCCGCAAAACAGAUUUCUUCAGGCAGUGGAGUGUUGCUCCGCCUCGCUGAAUACUCUGUUAUCGGAGCUGGCACCGGAUCCCUGGCCAGUGCUGCAGGGGCGGCGGGCUUUGCGCUCAUGCGGUGCUGCGGUCUCCAUCGCUGUAGGCCUGUUGGAGGCGGCUUUUCCCAACACUGGCGCCCGUAUUCUCUUCUUUCUUGGGGGGCCUGCCACUCAGGGACCUGGCAUGAUAAUCGAUGAUGAUCUGAAGAACAUCAUUCGUUCGCAUCAUGAUGUGGAAAAGGAUAAUUGCCCCUAUAUGCGAAAGGCUAUUAGACACUACGAGGGUCUGGCUAAUCGGGCGGCUCAGAACGGGCACGUGGUGGAUAUCUUUAGCAGCCACCUGGACCAGACAGGUCUGCACGAGAUGCGCUACCUAGUCAACUACACCGGCGGCAGCAUGACCAUGUGUGACUCCUUUGCCUCCAAUCUCUUCAUCCAGAGUUUUCAAAUCUUCCUCCGUAAGGAUGUCCAUGGACACUUCAAAAUGGGCUUUAAUGGGCAGUUAGAGGUCAAGACCUCCCGCGAACUCAAGGUAUCCGGUUGCAUCGGUAGCUGCUUCUCUGCCAACGUCAAGACUCCCAGCACCGCAGAGAGCGAGGUGGGCAUCGGGCACACUUCAAUAUGGCGUCUAAACGGCCUCACACCUUCCUCUACCUUGGGCAUCUUUUUCGAGGUCACACAGGCCCAUGGACAGGCGGCAGCGAUGAUUAAUAGUGGCGGUCGAGCGUAUGUGCAGCUGGUGACGCAGUACCAGUACGCAUCAGGCCAGCGUCGAAUCCGAGUGACCACAGCGUGUCGACAGUGUAUCGACGCUACGAGUCAGCACGCCUACCUGGUGGCGGGCUUUGAUCAGGAGGCGGCGGCUGUGCUUAUUACUCGGAUGGCCAUGUUCAAAGCGGAGACGUCGGAUGGGCGAGAUGCAUUAAGGUGGCUGGAUCGCCAAUUGAUCAAGCUGUGCCGCAAAUUUGGCGAGUAUCACAAGGACGAUGCCGCCUCCUUCCGUCUGCCCGACGAGUUUUCCUUUUACCCCCAGUUCAUGUUCCACCUUCGACGUUCCUCUUUCAUCCAGGUCUUUAACAACAGUCCUGAUGAGACUGCCUAUUAUCGGCAUGUACUGAACACGGAGGACUGCUCAAACGCCCUCCUGAUGAUCCAGCCCUCACUGAUUGCCUUUAGGCUGGACGGCACGGACGAGGCGGUGCUGCUCGACUCCACCAGCAUCCAGCCAGACACCGUUCUCCUCAUGGACUCUUUCUUCCACAUUCUCAUUUACGUAGGCGAAAAUAUUGCCAAGUGGCGCAAGGCUGGUUUUCUCGAGAUGCCUGAGUAUGCGUACCUGCAGGCCGUGAUAGAGAAACCUCGAGCGGAGGCGAGGGACAUACUGCGCUCGCGUUUUCCCACCCCACGCUACAUUGACACGGAGCACGGGGCCAGUCAAGCUCGCUUUCUUCUCUCCAAGGUCAACCCCUCACAGACGCACAGCAGCAUGUUCGCCUACGGACAGGACUCAUCUGCAUUCGCAGUGUUGACGGACGACGUGUCAUUACAAGGCUUCAUGGACCACCUGAAGAAACUGACCGUCUCAUCCUCCGUCUAG
Molecule: messenger RNA, 2316 nt
Organism: Echinococcus granulosus
Lineage: Eukaryota; Metazoa; Platyhelminthes; Cestoda; Cyclophyllidea; Taeniidae
Product: Protein transport protein Sec23A
Exons: 12
Coding region: 1-2316 (771 amino acids)
Biological process (GO): endoplasmic reticulum to Golgi vesicle-mediated transport; COPII-coated vesicle cargo loading; intracellular protein transport
Cellular component (GO): COPII vesicle coat; endoplasmic reticulum exit site
Molecular function (GO): GTPase activator activity; zinc ion binding
Source: RefSeq, a predicted model, not a curated record